This is a messenger RNA of Cyclopterus lumpus (lumpfish), 2648 nucleotides long. Its product is annotated as solute carrier family 22 member 7-like. Gene Ontology annotation, cellular component: membrane. NCBI's taxonomy places the organism in Eukaryota, Metazoa, Chordata, Actinopteri, Perciformes, Cyclopteridae. The coding region runs from base 113 to 1753 and encodes 546 amino acids. The transcript has 11 exons. Gene Ontology annotation, molecular function: transmembrane transporter activity. The record is from RefSeq and is a predicted model, not a curated record. Gene Ontology annotation, biological process: transmembrane transport.
GUACAGUGCGGACAGAGAACUCCACAGAGAGCUGAAUCAGAACAGCAGUGCAGAAUUAAUAGUGCAUCAAUCCUUUGCAGAUUUCUAUGCAGAAACCGUAGGCUCGGUGAAGAUGACGUUUGAGAAUAUCCUGGAGGAAAUCGGCGGUUUCGGGCCUUUCCAAAUCACCUUCAUGGUCCUGCUGUUCGUCCCUCGAAUGGUUCUGCCCUGCCACUUCUUAUUGAAUAACUUCAUCGCCGCGUCGCCUCCUCACCGCUGUGACAUCAGCACGCUGGGCGGCGGAGGACUCUUCAGAAAUUUGACUCGGGAGCAGAGACUCACCGUCGGCCUCCCGGUGCGAGAAGAUGGCGCCCCGAAAUCCUGCGAGAUGUUUACAGAGCCUCAGUUUCAGCUCCUGGCCAACAGCUCGGACGCCGGCAACCUGUCGACCGUUCAGUGUCGGAGUGGAUGGGUGUACGACAACUCCACCUUCACUUCCACCAUAGCAACUGAGUGGGACCUUGUCUGUGAUAGAAAGAGCCUGACACAAACCACAAGCUCAAUCUUCUUUAUUGGCGUGAUGAUAGGGGCCAUUACUUUUGGAUUCCUCUGUGAUAAGUACGGGAGGAAGAACACUCUCCUGGCCUCGUACGUCAUGUCCAUCGUGUUUGGCUUCGCCAGCGCGUUUGCAAACUCCUACAUUGUGUUUGCGGUGCUGAGAUUCCUCACCGGGUUCGGACUGACAGGAAUCAUCGCCAAUGUCGUUGUAAUCGGCAUUGAGUGGGUCGACACACGUCACAGGGCAUGUAUCGGAGUGGUUGGCAGCCUGUCCUGGUCUGUAGGUAACAUGCUGCUGGCCGGGUUGGCCUACCUGAUAAAUGACUGGCGGACACUGACCAUGGUGGUCACAGCUCCACUGGGCUUUGCGGUCUUGACCUGGUGGUGGAUUCCUGAAUCUGCUCGCUGGCUUUUGGCUCAUGGGAAAGUGGAAAAGGCUCAGUUUUACCUGGAAAAAUGUGCCAAGUUCAACAAAAGACCAAAGGUGUCAUCCAAUGUUCUACUGGAGACACUCUCCGACACGGAAAAGCAAGACAAAAGCUACACAUACCUUCACCUAAUCAAGACGCCCAAGAUGAGACGGUUAACUCUACUGACUGGGAUUGUGUGGUUUGGAGUUGCAUUGACCUAUUAUGCAAUCAGCUUGAACAUCGGUGGAUUUGGUUUGAACAUUUACCUCACACACUUCAUCUACGCUGCCAUUGAAGUCCCUGCUAAGCUGGUGAUCUAUUUCUGUCUCGACAUCUUCGGACGGAAGAAGUGCCAAGCAGGCACGCUGUUACUGACCGGAAUCAGCAUCGUCGUCAACAUAUUUAUACCACGAGAUCUGUGGCAUGUGCGUGUUGUUGUCGCCGUCCUUGGAAAAGGCCUGUCGGAAUCUGCCUUCACGACCGUCUUCCUCUACACAACCGAGCUCUACCCCACAGUUGUCAGACAAAACGGUAUGGGCUACAGCAACUUCAUGAGUCGUCUGGGCGUGACCGUGGCGCCGCUCGUCCUGCUGCUGGUGGACGUGUGGUCCGUUCUUCCUCAGAUCAUCAUCUGCACCGUGGCCAUCGGCUCUGGCCUGGCGGCUCUGCUGCUGCCAGAGACGCUGAACGUGAGGCUGCCGGAGACGAUCGAGGACGUCGAAAAAACGAGAGGAAAGGAGGUCUCCUCUCACUCCGCGGAGUCUCCAGCUGAUAUCCUGGAAUUGAAGAGCACGACUGACAUGUAGCAGUGUUUCAUCACCAUUGUUUCAUGUCCACACACAACAUACAGAGCGGCUAUGUACUCACUGCCUUUACAGGUGUAAACAGCGGCGAUGAGCCCGUUGUUAUCAUGUAUAGAAAAUGUUGUCAUCACUGCUGUUUGUUAGAAAAUGGGUCAAAACACGUUUGGAUGCUUUGUAAACAUAAAGAUGCAAUCAGAUAUUGAAGAGAAUGUAUUUAUAUAAAGGUGCUGGAAAGGUAAAUAGUUUUAGUUGAGUAUAUUUUCUCUGUUCCCUGAUUUAAGUGUGGAGAGAGAAACCCUUUCACGUGGGUCAACAGAUCUCUGUGAGUGAAACCUUUUGUUUGUACCUUUCACACGGGCUGUUAUUAUUAUAGCAUUAUCCCGCCUUUAUCGAAUUUCUGUGUGAUAGGUACGGACUCGGGAUGAGUGGAAUUAGUUCAUCAUCUGCGUCAAAGGAACAGCCGGUGUUCAAGACUACACGCCAACACUUGUUGUAUCCGGAAGUCUGACGGACUCAGUAUCCGAUAUACAAGAUUUAGUUGACGCAAGCCAAGGCAAUCAAUUAGGCUGAAGGCCGACAUGCUUUGCACACACAUCAUCAUCAAGGCUAAUCUCGUUAACAAUAAGGCCACUCGCACAACACCACGCAACAUCUCUACGUAUGCCCUGCAGACGAAUACACACACUUGCCUCUCACACACUUGUGUGUCCUUGUAACUAAAUUAUGAUCUCAUGUACUAUUUAUGUCUCCUUUGUCCUUUACCGGGUGUAACCUUGUAUUGGUUCAGGUGGCGUGGGGUAACAAGAGGUUCUCUAAACUCAAUUAGCAUUGUGGACCAUUUGGAACAGCGCCACGCAUGCAGAAGAAGGCCUUACCAGAAACAGACGAGUAUUCGAUG